Messenger RNA from Eutrema salsugineum, 1356 nucleotides. RefSeq lists its product as uncharacterized. The record is from RefSeq and is a predicted model, not a curated record. The coding region runs from base 1 to 1356 and encodes 451 amino acids. The transcript has 2 exons. Lineage: Eukaryota; Viridiplantae; Streptophyta; Magnoliopsida; Brassicales; Brassicaceae.
AUGCUAGAUAAACAUAACAAACAUGUGGAUGCAUUACGAAACGUUCGAGAAAGGUUUGAUCCUAACGAUGAUACAAGCCGGUUAAGGAUAAUUUUAAAGUGUGACAGGAAAAGCGAUGGAAGGACUGAGAAUCUACCAGCUACUAAUGAAGUUGCUGCAUUGAUACCUAAUGAUUUCAAUGGUCAGGUAGAUGCACGUGAUAUCAUCAUCGAGUGUAAAAAGACUGGGAAUCUCAAAAGGAUCAGUGAACUACAUCCUGCGUAUCUGCCUUUGCAAUAUCCAUUAUUAUUUCCCUAUGGUGAGGACGGGUUCAGACUUGGUAUCGAUAUUGGUUUUGUAGAUACCCAAGGGAGGAAAAGGUUGCAUAUUACUAUGAGAGAGUUUUUUGCUUACCGCAUACAAGAGAGGGUUGGUGAGUCACCAAUCAUCCAUUUAUCUGGAAGAUUGUUCCAGCAGUUUUUAGUGGAUGCGUACACGAUGAUUGAGACUAAUAGACUACGUUUCAUAUCAAUGAAUCAGUCUAAACUUCGUUGCGAAAAUUAUGACAAAAUAAAGAAAACUGUUGAUGAAGGUGACACUGAUCUUUCUGACAAGGGUAAACGUAUUAUUAUACCUUCUUCUUAUACUGGUGGUACAAGGUAUAUGGUGCAACAUUAUCUAGAUGCGAUGACUACUUGCCAGCAUUUUGGUUUUCCGGAUCUUUUCAUAACCUUUACGUGUAAUCCCAAAUGGCCUGAGAUUACCAGGCACCUUAAAAGACAUAACUUGAAGCAAGAGGAUAGACCAGAUAUAUGUACGCAAGUGUUCAAGAUGAAACUAGAUGAUCUCAUGCACAGGCUCACCAAAGAAAAUGUGUUAGGUGUCGUAAAAGCCGCGAUCUACACGAUUGAGUUUCAAAAACGGGGGCUACCUCAUGCACACAUCGUUCUUUUUUUAGAAGCUGGUCACAAGCUACCAACUGGUGAUGACAUUGAUAAGAUAAUAUGUGCUGAGAUUCCUGACAAGGAUAUUGAUCCAGCGUUGUAUGAGAUAGUAGGAGAUGUCAUGAUGCAUGGACCAUGUGGUGCUUUGAAUAAGGAUAGUGUUUGCAUGGCUGAAGGAAAAUGUACAAGUUAUUUUCCAAAACCUUACAGUCCGAUCACUAAAAUAGAUGAUGUUGGAUAUCCUAUAUACAGGCGACGUAAUGACAAGAAAGUUAUCGUUAAAAAGGGUAUUGAAUGUGAUAAUGGAUUUGUGGUUCCUUAUAAUAGGAGUCUCACACUGCUUUAUAGGGCUCAUAUCAACGUCGAAUGGUGUGUACAAUCUCGAUCGCUAAGUAUUCAUUGCGUUUUUGAAAAAAUAUCUGACAACUUCUGA